CAAAUGACGUUUACAUACAAACAAGACAAUUGCUUUUUAUGUAGGAUGUCAAACAUCAUGCUAAAAUUUUCAGUGAAUAGUUCGUUUUUAUAUAUUAAAAUUUAAGUAAUGACAACAAAUAAGUGCUCCCCAGAAUAGUUUAGUUUCCAUCAAGUAAUCUUGUAAAUAAUGGACAACCGGAGUCAUGUAGUAAAUGAGGGUUGGACUUGUGAACCAAACAAUGAAGAGCAAGCACCAAGUUUUGGAAAUUACGUGCAGUGGAGGACAAGGAGACCAUCAGACAAUUAUCAGGAAGGUCCUCCGGGGUACGAAACAGAUGAAGUGCAACAUUUAAAAACAACUAAAACAGUUACUCAUUCUCCAAGGAGAAAACCAACAAGAACUGUCACAAUCAGAGAAACCAAGAUAGAGACAAUUCCUGGUAAAUUAAUAAGAAAAUUUUUGCCGGAAGUUUUACAACCGCCAAUAUUUCCUGUAUUCGGUCAAAGUUCAGGAAUGAGUUGCCCUGGAGGACCAGGAUCACCUAGAACACCAGCCUCGCCGGGACCACGACAGUAUCCAACAACUCCAUAUCCAGGACAUUUCUCUUAUGACGAAGAAUCAGAAGAAAGCGAAGAUGACGGAUGUGCAAUGGGAUCUUCCCCUAACACUUCUUCAACAUACGUUAGAUACGAUGACUUAUCAUACGGCAAUUUAAACUUAUCCCCCCCACCUCAAAGACAAGUGGCAGCUGUUCCGCCACGCUGUGUAGGUGGUCCACCACCACAACCUGCGACUGUUACCAUGGGAUGUCCUAGAGGAGCACCACUUCCAGCAUUUCAAGGUCCGCUCAGACAAAGACCUGUUGGAGUUUGCAGACCUAUGCAACGAGGCACUGGAAGACAGGUUGGUGUUGCCCGACCUAUGGUACGACAAGCUCCACCGGUAGCAGCAGUAGGUCCUAUGCAAAGAGGAGGUCCUAUACCUGGUCAAGGAGUUGUUGCUGAUAGACCACGAGUGCCCAUAAGACCGUUUGGUCAGGUUGACCACAACAGAAUUGCUGUGGUAAAUCCAAGAGUAGCAACUCCUCCUCAACAAAGACGAAAUCCCAACCAAACCUACACAAUUUCAAGCGACGAAGAAGAAAAUACACAGAAUUGGUCCUAUACUCUACCAUCAUCGCCUAGAACACUUAUACCUGCCCAAGGAGCUGUUGCUGAUAGAACACCAGUUCCUAUAAGACCGUUUGGUUCUUGUCAGGUUGACCCCAGCAGGAUCGCUGUAGUAAAUCCAAGAAUGGCAACUUCUUCACCGGGAAGAGGUCAACUCAAUCAAACUUACACGAUUUCAAGUGGCGGGGAAGAGAGUAUGCAAGAUUGGUCCCAUUCUUUUGGGUCAUCAACUUUAAGUUCUGUACCAUCAUCACCUAGAAGCCCUCCACCUAAUCUUGUGCCUGCUCAAGGAGCUGUUGCUGAUAGAUCGCCAGUUCCUAUUAGACCGUUUGGUUCUUGUCAGGUUGACCCUAAUAGACAGGCUGUAGUAAAUCCAAGAAUGGCAACUUCUUCACCGGGAAGAGGUCCACUCAAUCAAACUUACACUAUUUCAAGUGGCGGGGAAGAGAGUAUGCAAGAUUGGUCCCAUUCUUUUGGGUCAUCAAAUCUAAGUUCUAUACCAUCGUCACCUGGGAGUCCUCGAGCCGACCCAUGUUGUGGUAUACGACCGUGUAUGUGCAAUAUGAAUGGUCCUCCUCAAAGUAAUUUAAAUGCCACAUACACUGCUAAUCCGAAUGCUACUUACAACGUUGAUCCAAAUGCUACCUACAAUGUUAACCGAAAUGCUACUUACAACGUUAAUCCUAAUGCUACCUACGCAGUCUCGGGAUAUGAGUCCACUUUUCUAGAACCAAUGGACAUCACUGCUAAUGAAACUGGAUAUGACGAAUUUGAUCCAUUAUUUCACAGUUCUUUCCAAGAUUUGUCGCAGACCGGGACCUGUGGCUAGAAUUGCACGUCACCUACGAUGCAGCUGUCCCCGAGAAGAACUGCACAUGUUCAUAAACGGUAAAAAG
This is a messenger RNA of Agrilus planipennis (emerald ash borer), 2047 nucleotides long. Its product is annotated as nascent polypeptide-associated complex subunit alpha, muscle-specific form-like. NCBI's taxonomy places the organism in Eukaryota, Metazoa, Arthropoda, Insecta, Coleoptera, Buprestidae. The coding region runs from base 169 to 1980 and encodes 603 amino acids. The transcript is spliced from 6 exons. The record is from RefSeq and is a predicted model, not a curated record.